AUGAAGCAGAGCAGAGGCAAGGGAAAGACGGCGACGGUGCCCCGUCCUGCCGGGGGCUUUGGAGGCGGAUUCGGAGGUUUUGGAAGCUCUGGGGGGCGUAGUAAGCUGUCGUACCUGGCCGAACCGCCCUCGUUUGUUGCUGUGGCGGACCCCAACGUCGUCGUCGCCUUCAAGAACGUGCUUAAGAAGGACGGAACCACCAAGGCCAAGGGUCUAGAGGAGCUGGUGAACCACGCACAGUCGCAUCCGUUUGAGCAGGGCGGAGGCGUCGACGAGGCCGUCCUGGAUGUCUGGGUGCAGAUGUACCCGCGCGUGGCCAUUGACAACUCGCGCCGCGUGCGUGAGCUUUCGCACACCCUGCAGUUUGAGCUGAUGCGCUCGGCACGCAAGCGCAUGGAGAGACACAUCCCCACCAUAGUGGGAGCCUGGCUUGCAGGGCUGUACGACCGCGACCGAGCUGUCUCGCGCGCCGCCAACGACGGCCUCUCCUCGUUCCUCAAUACACCCGAGAAGACACUCGCACUGUGGAAGAAGUGUCAGGGCAAGAUACUCGACUACGCCGUCGACGCCAUCCAGGAGACGCAGGAUACCCUGAGCGACGAGCGCUCCACUACAAAGGAAGACGCAGAGGCCAAGUUUUACCGCGUUGUCACCGCGGGGCUCUCCCUCGUGCUAGCCCUGCUGCAGAAGAUGCAAGACGGCGACAUGGCCAAGUUUCAGGAUCGCUACGACGACUUCUUUGCCCAGGACACCGUCUGGAAGGCCAUCACUUUCGCCGACUCACCCGUCAGAAAGACUGUGUGCCAGCUUCUCUUUGCCUGCCUUGAUCGCAAGCUUCCCUGUACCCAGGACCCCAAGGUGAAGCAAGCUGUCGUUACCGGAGGUCUGCGGACGAACCAGGCUGGCUCGGCCCUGGAGUACGUCAUCGUUCUCACGAAACUGACCCAGUCCAACCCAGAGAUAUGGGCUUCGGCUGGUGAGAAGAAGUCGCCCAUCUCGCGACUAGAGGCCUUCGUGGCCAAGGGCUCCCAGGGUAGCAGCGCCCGCUUCUGGGAUUCUCUCGACCAACUGCUCAAGAGUAUCCCCGUCGAGCUUCUCAGUGCCGACAGGAGCACUCCGCCAUCACUUCUCACGUCUCUCAAGUCUGGCGUCACGAACCGUGAUGAGCCCCGGACCCAUGCGCCAUCGUCCUGGAAGUGCUACAUCAACACGGCAAAGAGACUCUUGGAAGCCCUGGGGGCUGAUGACCAGCUCACCCUCGGAAAGGAGCACUUGUUCCCAAUAUUCGAUCAGUUCCUCUUCCCUGCGUCGGAGAGGGCCACAGUGCUACCAUCGGGACCCAACGCAACGGCUAUUCUUGUCCAAGCUUAUCUAGUCCUGUCCUCGACAGCAAAGCCUCAGCUCUCGUCGGCGUUCGGUCAAGAAUGGGAUCGUCUCGCCACCAUGUUUUCCUCCAAAAUUUCAGAAUCUCUCCCCGAGGUGGCCAAGGAGUACCAGUCGUCUCAGGACAGGAUCGGCGAGGAUGGAAGACGCUGGUUUGGCCUGGUCGGACAUAUACACCAAAAGCUUCUUUCUGAGCCGGAUGAUUCCGCGACUGACUAUACCGCCGACCCGUCCGACAGGGUCAUCUCGCAAUGCCUAUCGCUUUUGGAGAACCGUAACCUCAAGCCGUUCGGCGCUGCCCGCAUCGUUGAGCAUGCACUGAGCACAUCUCCCCACCUGUUUGAGGGAGCAAGGUGGCAGGCUCUGUCCGAUUUCCUUGUCUUGGCUGCCGAGAUCGACAUGGCCAAGAUUGUCGACUCGCCGUCGUCCCGCCACUUCCUUUCGUGGGUUCGUCUUCUGGGCUCGUCUACCGCAAGAGACCGGGACUACUCCCGACUGUGGAACAGCUUGGUAGAUGCCGCGUUGGCACUUGAGAGCGGAGAUUCCCGCAACUUGACGCUGGCAAGCCUGAUCUCUCAUGAAAAGGGGGCCGAACUCGCCAAGGAGAACAAGACCCUUAAAGAGGCCGUGCUGGAGCAGGCAAUUGCCACCGCACAAGGGAAGACAGAUGCCUGGGACCUUCUUGAUGCUGCUGUCACUUACAGUGCCCUGGACGAGGACGUCUACCAUGACCUCGCGCAGAACGUUGUGAAAGCCCUGGACAAGGACGCUGAAACGUCGCCAAGUGCUCUGCGCGCGCUGGAGAUGCUCGUCAAGGCCCGCCCCCAGCUGUUCUCGGCCGAUGAGAGCCUUCAUACUGCCCUUGUGGCCAAGCUGUUGAGCCUCUCAGAGAUGGCGGAUGGGGCUGCCUCGCCAAAGUUACAGGCAAUACGCGCCCUCCUGGAUAGCAGCUCUGAUGGUAAACUUCCUGUCGUUGGAAUCAUCCAGUCCAAUUUGGGCCGGGCUACACCACAAUCUCUAGACAUUGAAACCAUUGCCACCCAAGCUGAGGCUGCUGCCGACGUCCCCCUUGAGGACCUGUUCCCCAGCACCAGCGUGUGGACGCAAGAGCUAGUACCUCUGUUCCAAAAGCCCAUAGACCCGUCACUAUCCAUCACUAGCAGCGCAGGCGGUGCCGCUGCUUUGGUCAAGCAGGAGGAGGAUGUCAAGGCAGCUCCAGUGGGCCAGAGAGAUUCCAAGGGUCGAUCUGUCCCCGUGCGAAUGGCGCUUUAUCUAAACAGGAUACUCGAAAGCAGGCUUGACUUUGCAGCACUCCCUGCCCAGCUCCAGGUUGAGCUUCUGUACCUCCACUGGACGACUGUGCAGAUUGUUUCGGACCAGAUUACGACAAUGGACUACGAUGGACCUUGGAAGUCGCUGGCCCGGCCGGAGGACCUCUCGGAUGCCGAGGAGCUUGUCUCGCGCGCACGCAACCUCAUCAUUAACAAAGUUGGCUUUGCCGCCAGGUCGUCCGCGAGCACCGAGGAGCCCAUGGCAGAGAAGCUCCUUGAUAUGUUGCUGCACAACUCGGCACAGCUGACCUCCAAGGGACUGUACAGCUCCCGCUGCCUGCUUGAGAUGAUCCAGUCCAACGUCGAGGUCUACGGGCUGUCGGCCGGUCUCGAGGAGCGCUUGCUGGAAACGGAGCUGCUGAAGGCAACCCCUGCUACCGUGCUGGUUGCCGCGGCCGUACUUUCCGGGCUAGGCGAGACGGCGCAGGCAUCUAAGCAGGUCAAUAACUUCUGCAACAGGCUCGUCAGUGACGUUGCCGGUGCGUCUGCACAGACGGAAAAGGCACACAUGAGUCUCGUCCUACUCACUGCCUGCGGCCAGGUGUACGACAAGGGUGCACUGCCCGUGGCGAACAAUAGGAUCGUGUUUGCCGCCAAACAGAUUACUUCGUGGCUGGACGAGCCCGAGACGUUGAGCCCCGCCUUCUCCGCUGAAAUCUGCCGGUCGCUGACGCGGCUCCUGCCUUGCAUGAAGGAUGUCUACGGAUCAUAUUGGGAGAAGACUCUUGAAUUCUGCAGUUCCCUGUGGACCAGGGCGGGUGAGUACUCCCUGGUUGAGGCCCUGGCCUUCAUCCAUGCGUCCAUCAAUCUGGUCAGGGCGCUAGAGGCCCUCGAGGAGCCCAACGACGACCUGGAGGACGCGCUAAAGGAGUUUAGCGAGCACAAGUCCAAGGCACUUGUGGAGCUGCUCAAGCUGCCGCGGGAAGGGUCGUCGUCGCUGUCUCUCAGCGUGGUGGACGGCAUCAUCUGCCGCGAGGUGGAGAAGCUGCCGAUGCGACACAUGCCCGACCUGGGUGACAUGUUCCCUCUCGUGGCGGCCGAGUCACGCGAUAUCCAGACGGCGGCUUUCACCCUCCUCCACCGAGCUCUCCCCGCACAGCAGGCGCAGAAGUCGGUGGACGUGUUGCUCGACAAGACGGACGCCCGUCUACCGGACGAGCUGCUCUCGCUGUUGUUGAACGCGCCCACCCUGGAGUCGUACUCGGACGAGAUGCUGGCGCGCUUCCCACCUGCUAUCCGGUCUUACCUCCUCGCGUGGACGCUGGUUUUUGACGCCUUCUCCACGUCAUCGUUCAAAGUUCGAGGUGACUUUUCCGACAACCUCAAGGCGGAAGGGUGCUUACCGCCGCUAUUGGAUUUUAUGUUUGACGUGCUGGGCCACUCGGCGGCGCACGCGUUCAGGCUGGAAAAGGCGGGUCUGGGAACGGAGCAGAUCCGCAACUACGAUGUGAAGCUGGCGGAUGCCGAGACGGAUGAGAAGAGCAUGCAGUGGCUGCUGGUGCACCUGUUCUACCUGGUGCUCAAGUACGUUCCCGGACUAUUCCGGUCGUGGUACAUGGACUGCCGGUCGAAGCAGACGCGCAUCGCUGUCGAGGCGUGGACGACGCGGUACUUCUCGCCUCUAACAGUCGACGACACCCUCGACGAGGUGCAGAGAUGGGUGGACACGCAGGAGCCGAGCACCGGCGACGACGAGCAAGAUCUCAUCGUCAAGGUAUCCCGAACCGCACGCGAGGUCACGGCGGGAUACGAGGUGGACGAGUCUCAGGCCGCCAUAGCCAUCAAGAUCCCCUCGAGCUACCCGCUAGAGGGCGUGACGGUGACGGGUCUGCACCGCGUGGCCGUCACGGAGCGCAAGUGGCAGUCGUGGAUCAUGACGACACAGGGUGUAAUCACCUUCUCCAACGGCAACAUCAUUGAUGGCCUGCAGGUUUUCAAGCGCAACAUUGUCGGCGCACUCAAGGGCCAGGGCGAGUGCGCCAUCUGCUACAGCAUCAUCUCGACGGACAAGCGAAUGCCCGACAAGAGGUGCACGACCUGUCGUAACCUGUUCCACAGGACUUGCCUUUACAAGUGGUUCCAGACGAGCAACCAGAAUACCUGCCCGCUGUGCAGAAAUCCUAUCGACUACCUUGGGGCGGAUACGCAAAAGAGGAGGCAAGGUUGA
Molecule: messenger RNA, 4881 nt
Organism: Geosmithia morbida
Lineage: Eukaryota; Fungi; Ascomycota; Sordariomycetes; Hypocreales; Bionectriaceae
Product: E3 ubiquitin-protein ligase listerin
Exons: 2
Coding region: 1-4881 (1626 amino acids)
Biological process (GO): rescue of stalled cytosolic ribosome; ribosome-associated ubiquitin-dependent protein catabolic process
Cellular component (GO): RQC complex; cytosol
Molecular function (GO): zinc ion binding; ribosomal large subunit binding; ubiquitin protein ligase activity
Source: RefSeq, a predicted model, not a curated record